Hippopotamus amphibius kiboko is the source of this 3870-nucleotide messenger RNA. It is a transcript of the gene ESRP1, whose product is annotated as epithelial splicing regulatory protein 1. Bases 770 to 2518 code for a protein of 582 amino acids. The record is from RefSeq and is a predicted model, not a curated record. The transcript is spliced from 16 exons. Gene Ontology annotation, molecular function: mRNA binding. Gene Ontology annotation, biological process: regulation of RNA splicing. Gene Ontology annotation, cellular component: nucleoplasm; ribonucleoprotein complex. NCBI's taxonomy places the organism in Eukaryota, Metazoa, Chordata, Mammalia, Artiodactyla, Hippopotamidae.
CUCGCCGGGUGGCCCGCGCGUAUCCCCGGAGCGCGGUGGCGAAACACGGGCUUGGAACCCGGGGCGGACCUUCGGGAGGAGGUCGCUGCGCCUUUUCGCCUCCCAGCCCCCAGGGUCUUUGGGCCAAAACCUGCUAGCUUUGGAGCUGCGUCCUGAAUCGCGCCUGGGGCCAGAGAAUCGGCCGAGUGUUAGCAGCAGAGCGCUGAGCGGUGUUUGAACCCCAGCGCUGCCAGCGCCAGGCCCAGACCCCAGACGCGCCCGGCCUCGGCCCGGGUUUGGGUCCGCGGCGCAGCCCUGGGGCAGGGGGCGCUGUGGUGUAGACCAACUGCGGGCGUGCCGGAGGCGGCCCCAGCUGGGUGGGAACCUGAACGUGCCUGCUUGGUGUUAGGCUCCUGAGCUCCCAAAGGCCCGGUUCCGGUUCCGUUUACUUCCUUAGCGGCCUUGGUCCUAGCGCGGGGAGGGUUUGCAGGCCCGAACGUGUGGGGCUGCUCUUUGGGUCACCGUGGAAGUGGUGGAAUCCUCUUACUGGGAUUGAGGUGACCUGAAAACCGGCUGCUUCAGGGUGCUGACGGGUACUGGAUCGCGGAUAGGGCGGGGCGCUGCACACCUGUGCGCAGUUUAACCAGUCAGUGAGCAAUGAACUGAAUAUUGGGGUAGGAACCUCCUUCUGUCUCUGUACUGACGGGCAGCUUCAUGUCAGGCAAAUCCUGCAUCCUGAGGCUUCCAAGAAGGGUCAGCCCCAUCUUUUACCUUUACUUAUCUCUGUGGUAUGGAAAAGAGUAUGAAACGAGAAAAAUACUAUCUUACUGUAGAUGUGAUUUCCCUCCCUGGGAAGAAUACUGAGAAGCUGAGAAAAAAUGAAUUCAAGAAAUGUUGCCCUGGUUCACCUGAUAUUGAUAAACUGGACGUUGCAGCAAUGACAGAGUAUUUAAAUUUUGAGAAGAAUAGUUCAGCCUCCCGGUAUGGAGCCUGUCAAGUUGAAGAUAUGGGAAAUAUAAUUUUAGCAAUGAUUUCAGACCGUUAUAAUCACAGGUUUUCAGAUCCAGAAAGAGUAAAUUACAAAUUUGAAAGUGGCACUUGCAGCAAGAUGGAACUUAUUGAUGACAACACGGUAGUCAGGGCGCGAGGUUUGCCAUGGCAGUCUUCGGAUCAAGAUAUUGCAAGAUUCUUCAAAGGACUCAAUAUUGCCAAGGGAGGUGCAGCACUUUGUCUGAAUGCCCAGGGUCGAAGGAACGGAGAAGCUCUUGUUAGAUUUGUGAGUGAGGAGCACAGAGACCUAGCACUCCAGAGGCAUAAACAUCACAUGGGGACCCGGUACAUUGAGGUUUACAAAGCAACAGGUGACGACUUUCUUAAAAUUGCUGGUGGUACAUCCAAUGAGGUAGCCCAAUUUCUCUCCAAGGAAAACCAAGUCAUUGUCCGCAUGCGGGGGCUCCCGUUCACGGCCACAGCUGAUGAAGUGGUGGCCUUCUUUGGACAGCACUGCCCCAUCACCGGGGGGAAGGAAGGCAUCCUCUUUGUUACGUACCCAGAUGGUAGGCCAACAGGGGAUGCUUUUGUCCUCUUUGCUUGUGAGGAAUACGCACAGAACGCAUUGAGGAAGCAUAAGGACUUGUUGGGUAAAAGAUACAUUGAACUCUUCAGGAGCACAGCAGCUGAAGUUCAGCAGGUGCUGAAUCGAUUCUCCUCGGCCCCUCUCAUUCCACUUCCAACCCCUCCCAUUAUUCCAGUACUACCUCAGCAAUUUGUGCCCCCUACAAACAUUAGAGACUGUAUACGCCUUCGAGGUCUUCCCUAUGCAGCCACAAUUGAGGAUAUCCUGGACUUCCUGGGGGAAUUUUCCACUGAUAUUCGAACUCAUGGGGUCCACAUGGUAUUGAAUCACCAGUCUCCUUUUGUUUUUAUUCUUCCCCCACGCGCUCAGGGCCGCCCAUCAGGAGAUGCCUUUAUCCAGAUGAAGUCUGCGGACAGAGCAUUUAUGGCUGCACAGAAGUGUCAUAAAAAAACCAUGAAGGACAGAUAUGUUGAAGUCUUUCAGUGUUCAGCUGAGGAGAUGAACUUUGUGUUAAUGGGGGGCACUUUAAAUCGAAAUGGCUUAUCCCCACCGCCAUGUAAGUUACCAUGCCUGUCUCCUCCCUCCUACACAUUUCCAGCUCCUGCAGCAGUUAUUCCUACUGAAGCUGCCAUUUAUCAGCCCCCUGUGCUCUUGAAUCCACGAGCACUGCAGCCCUCCACAGCAUACUACCCAGCGGGCACCCAGCUCUUCAUGAACUACACAGCGUACUAUCCCAGCCCCCCAGGUUCGCCCAAUAGUCUUGGCUACUUCCCUACAGCUGCUAAUCUUAGCGGUGUCCCUCCACAGCCUGGCACGGUGGUCAGAAUGCAGGGCCUGGCCUACAAUACUGGAGUUAAGGAAAUUCUUAACUUCUUCCAAGGUUACCAGUAUGCAACCGAGGAUGGACUUGUACACACAAAUGACCAGGCCAGGACUCUAUCCAAAGAAUGGGUUUGUAUUUAAGGGCCCCAGCAGUUAGACCAUCCUCAGAAAAGAAGUGUUUGAAAGAUGUAUGAUGAUCCUGAAACCUUCAGACAUAAGACAACUUCUAGAAACUUCAGGAGAAGUUUGUCUACACUCAGGCUGCAGUAUUUUCAGCAAACAUGAUUGGACAGUGGGCCUGUGCCCUAUCUUUCGGUGGAAUGAAAAAUGUGAGCCAGUGAAGCCAAAUUCGUAUUGCAAGCAGCAUGCUUGGCUCCUUGCUGAUUGCAAAUAGGCAUUUAAAAUGUGAAUUUGAGAUGGGGUGUCUCCAUUACUACCAGCUAACGUGGCAUCAUAGAUGUUUCCUAAGUUUUAAGUCUUUGGGGGAAAAUAUACUCCACUAGCAUCUACCAGGAACUUUGUUAUCGAAGUUUCAUUUUUGUGUGCUCACACUCUUUUCUCCCCAUCUCCCUAUCUUGUGCACAAUCACGUGCUCUUCCUAAGUAACUCAAGAAUAAGGUCUUGGAAUACUUAAGUCACAAACUUAGAAAAAGAAGUAAAACUAGUAUUUUCCUAGUCUCUUAGCCAUCACAGUGUCUUACAGUUAAAAGCCACUGAAAACUAUUUUAAAAACACCUUGGAAUAAAUGAGAAGAAAUGGCACACCCACUGCAAAACAUACAUAGUUAAAAAGUUGGAUUUUUUUCUCAGCAGGUAUCAGUUGUAAAUAAGAAUGAACUAGGGGCCAAAAUGCAAAACCAAAAAUGAAGCAGCUACGUGUAGUUAGUAAUUUCUAGUUUGAAUUGUAACUGAAUGUUGUGGCUUCAUAUGUAUUAUUUUAUAUUGUACUUUUCCCAUUAUUGAUGGUUUGGACUUUAAUAAGAAAUUCCAUAGUUUUUAACAUCACAAAAAUGAGACUAUUUGAACAGUGUAUUCUAGAAAGCAAUAUACUAACUAAAGUGAAUGCUUGUAUAUAUUAAGAUAGCCUGAAACCUUUUUUCUCUAAUGCCUUAACUGUCAAAUAAUUAAAACUUUUAAAAGCGUAGGGUUAUAGUCAGCAUGCUAGACUGAGAGGUAAACACUGAUGUGGUGAGAAGAGGUACUGAUGCUGUCAGUGUUUCGCACUAUGUGUUUAGCUGUGUUUAUGCUCCAAAAGUGCAAUAUUAGACACUAGCUAGAUAGUACUGCUGCCUCGUGUAACUCCAAAGGGAAAACAGGAUUUGAUUGAGUGCACGUUUCUUUAAGUUACUCAUUUUGUCCUUAGCUUGGAUGCAAUGCCAUGCAGAUUUAUGUGGCUGCUAUUUUUAUUUACUUUGCAUUACUUUGAUUAACACCUUGAAUGGAGAGCCAAACAUUCUCUCUUCACUGACAGCAAUGGCCCUUUAACUGCAGUAG